Austrofundulus limnaeus is the source of this 1869-nucleotide messenger RNA. RefSeq names its product alpha-2 adrenergic receptor. Bases 221 to 1579 code for a protein of 452 amino acids. The record is from RefSeq and is a predicted model, not a curated record. The transcript has a single exon. Gene Ontology annotation, molecular function: alpha2-adrenergic receptor activity; epinephrine binding. Gene Ontology annotation, biological process: regulation of vasoconstriction; platelet activation; G protein-coupled receptor signaling pathway. Lineage: Eukaryota; Metazoa; Chordata; Actinopteri; Cyprinodontiformes; Rivulidae. Gene Ontology annotation, cellular component: plasma membrane.
UGGGUUUAUCUGAGAGGAGCGCAGCGCGCUGAGUGCUGCGGCUCCACUCCUGCCACACAGCCCCGCACACAUGACACUUUUCCACAACCACACUCUGGAUUUUAGGAUUAUUUUCACAUUUUUGUUAUGAUUAUUUUCACUGAAGGAAGUUGCCUUCGUCGGGACGGAGCUCUUCUGAUGCGUCAGGUUUGGAAAUCCGAGACGGAACCGCGCGUUCUGGAUGGACUCUGCUUCCACCAGAGGGCUGGAUGUGAAUUUAUUCCCACAUUCUUUUAGCCCGGGAGGCGCGCGCGCGGCCGGGAUGGAUUCCUUUAACGGCAGCGGGGUGAUGGUGCACCUGAACUCCUCCAGGAGCCAGGACGGCUUUUAUUCCUCCGCAGCCACCGCCGGGAUCGCGGCUCUCGUGAGUUUCCUGAUCGUCUUCACGGUGGUGGGCAACACUCUGGUGGUGAUCGCGGUGCUGACCAGCAGGGCGCUGAAAGCCCCGCAGAACCUGUUCCUGGUGUCCCUGGCCACGGCGGACAUCCUGGUGGCCACCCUGGUGAUGCCCUUCUCCCUGGCCAAUGAGCUCAUGGGUUACUGGUAUUUUGGGAAAGUUUGGUGCGGGAUCUAUCUGGCCCUGGACGUGCUGUUCUGCACCUCGUCCAUCGUGCACCUGUGCGCCAUCAGCCUGGACCGCUACUGGUCCGUGACACAGGCGGUGGAGUACAACCUGAAGCGGACCCCGAGGCGCAUCAAGUGCAUCAUCCUGGUCGUGUGGCUCAUCUCCGCCUUCAUCUCGUCCCCCCCGCUCCUGUCCGUGGAGGGCAACACGGACCCGACCCCCCAGCCUCAGUGCCAGCUGAACGAUGACACCUGGUACAUCCUCUCCUCCAGCACCGCCUCCUUCUUCGCCCCCUGCCUCAUCAUGGUCCUGGUCUACAUCAGAAUCUACCAGGUGGCCAAAACCAGAACCAGGAGCAUGUCCGGGAAGCAGCCCAGACCAGAGGGCGCCAACCAGACCGAGAACGGACUGAGCAAAGCCUCCUCGCCUUUCCACGGGGACACGGAGAACGGGCACUGCCACUGCCCGCCCACCCCCAGCCAGCGCACGGUCACCGUGGGCCAGCAGACCGAGGAGGCCGACCUGGAGGAGAGCUCCUCCUCAGAGGGCAAAGGUCACAAAGCCCAGCGCCAGGACUCUCAAAGGGCCAGGAGGCCCAGCCAGAGGAGAAGCUCCCUGUGCAAACACACCAGGGUCAGCAACAAGUCCAUGGACCUGUUCGCCUCCAGGAGGAGGCGCCGCCGGAGCUCCUUCGCCCGGAAGAAGAUCUCCCAGGCCCGAGAGAAGAGGUUCACCUUCGUCCUGGCUGUGGUGAUGGGGGUGUUCGUCGUGUGCUGGUUCCCCUUCUUCUUCAGCUACAGUCUGUAUGGGGUGUGCGGGGACUCCUGUAAGAUCCCAGACCCGCUCUUUAAGUUCUUCUUCUGGAUCGGGUACUGCAACAGCUCCCUGAACCCGGCCAUCUACACCAUCUUCAACAGGGACUUCAGGAGGGCCUUUCAGAAGAUCCUCUGCAAGUCCUGGAAGAAGUCMUUUUAGGUGACCGCCCAUGAGACCUGCAGGGGUUAAAAUUCAGCAAACUGAGUCUUUGCUGGACAGGGGCGGAGCUAGACUUUUUUUGAAAGGGGUGGAAGGGGUGGCCAAGGUGGUUUUUAGGUGGGCACAUACAAAUAAAUUCUAGUCACUCAUUAUUAAGCGUUUUUKCAACAUACAAACCUGAAAACUAAAAACAACCAAAAAAUAAAUAAAAAAAAACAACCUUUACCCAGUUUUAUAUAUAAUCAAAAAUUUAAGAUGGCCUCCACAGCUAACUUUAAAAAUCUAUAAUU